AAUGAAUUUUGAUUCCCCUUUUGCUGAAUUAAAAACUCCUUAAAAACCAUAUUAUGUUAGAUCAAGUCAUAAACAUAACUCAAGUUAACCUAAACUAUCCAAUUAUUUUACAGAUAUUAACGAACAUAAAUAAAAUCUCUCCAAAGUCGGUCAGGAAACGUUAAAAAAAUGGGAUUUCUUUUCUGAUCCAUUUAGUUUACCUGAUAAAUAUGUAAGCAAAUCUCAAUAAAAAAUAAAAACAGAAUCAACAGACUUUGGAUUUGAUAGUAUAGAUUUCAUUUUAGGAAAAUAAACAGAUCGACACAGUCCAACAUCUAUUCAAGUGUUUCAUUAGAAAACUCAAUCAGAGAAAUUGAUAGGCAAAAAAGUAUAAUUUUCAGAAUUGGUACAAGUAAAGAAUGAUGAUGGAAGUGAAUUUGAAGAACCUAUUCAAUUGUUUUCAAGAAAGUAAACAAGAAAAAGCAUGUUCUGA
Molecule: messenger RNA, 472 nt
Organism: Paramecium pentaurelia
Lineage: Eukaryota; Ciliophora; Oligohymenophorea; Peniculida; Parameciidae
Source: the annotation of a GenBank genome assembly